This is a messenger RNA of Chroicocephalus ridibundus (black-headed gull), 1460 nucleotides long. RefSeq names its product transmembrane protein 220 (gene TMEM220). Lineage: Eukaryota; Metazoa; Chordata; Aves; Charadriiformes; Laridae. Bases 44 to 631 code for a protein of 195 amino acids. The record is from RefSeq and is a predicted model, not a curated record. The transcript is spliced from 5 exons.
CCCUCCCCCGCGGCCCUGACCCGCCCCGGCGGCGGUGCCGGCCAUGGCGGGGCUGCUGUGGCGGAUCUGCAACCUGUUGAUGGCCGCCUUCUUCGGGCUGGCGGCCGCCGUGCAGGUGAGUGCGGGGCCGCUCCCCUCCCGGUGCCCGCCGGUGCCCUCCCGCGGGGCGCGGCCCGGCCCGGGCGGGGGCGGCCGCGGGCUCAGAGCGCGUCUCCCGCUGCAGGUGAAUGACCCCGACGCCGCGCUGUGGACGGUUGCCUACUUAGUGCCAUCUGCCCUGACGCUGCUUGUCAGCAUUAAGCCCUCAGUAACAGAUAAUGGCGUUUGGAGGAGCCUCUGUGACCUUCAUUCUGCUGGUUGUAUUGUUGGGACCAUUGCCUUGGCUUGCUCUUUGUUUGCCUACACUCAAGGAAACAUUUUGCACGAAGAGGAAGGCAGAGAGUUGUUUGGUCUGGUGAUUAUUACAAUAUGGAUGAGUCUUUGUCGCAGUUCAGCAAAGAGGCCACUGGGUGGAGUUCGCUUGAUUGCUGCCAUUGUGGUCGCCCUCUUCCCCUUUGCUUCCUGGCUGUACAUUUACCUGAACAAAGAGAUGCGAGCAUCUUGGCCAACGCACUGCAAAACAGUGAUUUAACUGGGUGGAAGAAAGUGUAGAAUAAAUAUUCUGACCUUACUUGCCUUUGCUUUUGGUUCUUAAUGAAAAGUUAGUAUCAGUUUGAGAUGACCCAAGAACGCCUGGCUGCCUCCAGCAAUGCCGUUUGAGAUUUGUUAAAAAAACUGAGGAACACUGUCAAAUCUGAGUGGAGAAUUUUUCUAUGGGAACUGUUGUUCAGCUGCCUUCUUCAUACAUUUUCAGAGCACUGUGGAUCUAAUGUGUGUUCUAAUGGUAUAUUCAAGAUAGAUAUCCUGGCAUCCCUGGAUCACUCUCCAACCACCUUGUACUUUGGGAAAUCUACUGUUCCUGUUACAUAAGGGAAAAGUAAAGUAAACACUUUGUUUCAAUAAAUGACUAUUUACAACCAUCAAAGUUGCAGGUAUCUGCCUGGAUAGUCCAUUGAGACUAACUGAGAAAUUCAGCAGUCUGUAUUUCUGUUCCUACACUAAAAUCAUGUGGUAGAAUAUAUCUGAAGGAAUAUUUUUGCUAUUAUCUUUAACUGAAAAUCACUGGUUUUCCACAGUAAUAAAUACUAUUUUUCUAAAGAAAAUUCAAUGAAAGCUUCCAUAUCUUUAUUUUCUGUGAGAUGCGUGCUAAAGGCUGCCACCAGCAGACACGGUCACUAUCACAACUCUGCUUCUCACAGAAUUUCUGUUCCUGGCGAGCAGAACCCACAUAGCAGCACAGCAACAGUAAGCACGUUCCACUGCUGCUAAUCCUGGAGAAGAAAGCACAGGUGAAUGUGCUGGACACACAAGCUGGCUGUGUGUGAGAGCCAGAACAGGUCCAGAUGCAGCACAGCAGCAUG